Messenger RNA from Leishmania mexicana MHOM/GT/2001/U1103, 1218 nucleotides. RefSeq names its product putative nonspecific lipid-transfer protein. Gene Ontology annotation, molecular function: acyltransferase activity, transferring groups other than amino-acyl groups. The record is from RefSeq and is a predicted model, not a curated record. The coding region runs from base 1 to 1218 and encodes 405 amino acids. The transcript has a single exon. Lineage: Eukaryota; Euglenozoa; Kinetoplastea; Trypanosomatida; Trypanosomatidae.
AUGCAGCGCAUUCGACUUGUAGGGGUGGGACGAACCGCCAUCGGUGCCUUGAAGCGGGACAGCAUCGAUCUAGCACGGGAGGCCUUGGAGCUCGCCUUUGCUGACGCCAACAUCGCUGCCAAAGACGUCGGGGCCCUCAUCGCAACCCCCUCGCUCUCGUCUGGGCACUUCAUGCCAGCGCACUACCUCGCCACAAAGCUCCAGCUCACUGCCGAAAAAUCAGCGAUGCUGUUCAAAACGGUAGACGCGGGUGGCGCCAGCCCGAUCAGCAGCAUCGGCGCUGCGCUAGACCUCUUCCACCGCAUGCCGCGCCUCAACGUAGCUGUAGUGGUGUCGAGCGACGCAGUGCACACUUUGCCAAGUUCCGAGUUUGCGAAACGCUCGAACGAGAGCGUCCCUUCGCCUCACCUGGCAGAGCCGCACAUACCACAUGGCUACGACUUUUACGCGCAGUGGCAGAUGAAGCGGUACGGGUUGAAGCGCGAGCAGCUGGCAAUGGUGCCGGUACUCAUGAGCGCCAUGUCCGUGCGACAUCCGGAUGCCAUGUGUAGGAAGCGCUACUCCUUGAAGGAAGUGCUCGAAGCUCGCCAAAUCGCACCUGUGACGAAUCUUCCCGAAUGCGCGCGUCGUGCAGACGGUGCGGCCGCAAUCGUGCUCGCGCGGGAGGCGCACUACAAGCAGCACCACGCGACAGGACCGCUCGAUGGCCGCAGGCCGUACGUCCUUGGCGUCGGCGAAGCCUCCGGCCCACUUUACCCGCCAGCCACGCACGAGGAAGUGACGCCUGAGACGUUUUCGUGCCAUCGGGCUAUGCACCUGGCGUACGAGGCGGCGGGUGGACUUUCCACCUCUGACAUCGACUUCUUCGGCUUGUACGACUGCUUUCCGAUCUGCUUCAUUCGCGCCUUGGAGGCGGCCGGGUUGUGCAAGGAGGGCGAGGGUGGGCAGAUGGUGGAGGAGGCCUACCGCAGGGCGGCGCAGCGCGACGGCGAUGUGAACCCGAGCGAGUUCCCCAUCAAUACCCACGGCGGCCUCAUGUGCUUCGGAGCGCCAUGGGAGGUGCCGGCAAUGUACAACGUGGCGGAGGCUGUCGCGCAGUUAGGUGGCCAAGCGGGGCCGCGGCAGGUGCACCCUACCCCGCGACGUGCACUUGUGUACGGCAACGGCGGUGUUUUCUCCGCCUCAGCUGUGGCGAUCCUCAGCACCGACGCACCGUAG